Molecule: messenger RNA, 1117 nt
Organism: Thermothielavioides terrestris NRRL 8126
Lineage: Eukaryota; Fungi; Ascomycota; Sordariomycetes; Sordariales; Chaetomiaceae
Exons: 4
Coding region: 111-845 (244 amino acids)
Biological process (GO): proton motive force-driven ATP synthesis
Molecular function (GO): proton transmembrane transporter activity
Source: RefSeq, a predicted model, not a curated record
AGCCGGGCCAAGGCAUUCCGUUAAAACCUCAAUUCGCACUUGGCCAACGAGAGCAAGCUCCGACAAACGACUCGCAGCCGUCACCCGCCCGAUAUCCCACCACUUCACAAAUGGCGUCCCGCUUGGCGAGGAGUGCUGUCGGGGCUGCCCGCCUGCGACCGAGCAUCGCUGCUCCGCGCGCCCUCCCCGCCGUCUCGUCGCUCGUCACGGCGCGCUACAACUCGAACGUGCCGUCGCAGGACCCCAAGUCUAAGGCCCAGUCGAUCAUCGAUGCGCUCCCCGGCAGCAGCCUGCUCUCCAAGACGGCUAUCCUCUCGUCGGCGGCCGGCUUGUCCAUCUACGCGCUCAGCAACGAAUACUACGUGAUGAACGAGGAGACGGUCGUGGCCUUCUGCCUGCUCAGCGUGUGGGCCGCGCUCAUCAAGUACGGCGGCCCCGUGUACCGCGAGUGGGCCGAGGCGCAGAACGCCAAGAUCAAGAACAUCCUCAACUCGGCCCGCGCCGACCACACGCAGGCCGUCAAGACCCGCAUCGAGGACGUCAAGCAGAUGUCGGGCGUCGUUGACGUGACCAAGGCCCUGUUCGAGGUGUCCAAGGAAACUGCCAGGCUCGAGGCCCAGGCCUACGAGCUCGAGCAGCGGACGGCGCUGGCCGCCGAGGCCAAGAACGUGCUGGACUCGUGGGUGCGGUACGAGAGCCAGGUCAAGCAGCGGCAGCAGAAGGAGCUCGCCCAGACCGUCAUUGCCAAGGUGCAGAAGGAGCUCGAGAACCCCAAGGUGCUGCAGCAGAUUCUGCAGCAGAGCGUGGCGGAUGUUGAGAAAAUCGUCUCUUCCAAGGCGCAAUAGACAGUUGCUCUGACGGAGCGGUAGAGCGAGAGAGAUUCCCUUUGUUGUGCCCGUGUCCAUACACAUACCUGUGCAUUAGCCCCCCAAUACAGCCUCCUUUUGUCUCGCCCCGACGGCCGUUGCCCCCAUCGCUGUUCGAGUGGCAUGUGCCUGCUCAUCGAGUUCUCUGUGAAGUCAAUAGCAUGCAGAGCCCUGCUAGUGUACAGGGCUGUUGGGCUGAUGAAGGGAAGGGACCAGACAACUUGGACUCACCGUUCCCAUCUCGUCAGCUG